Molecule: messenger RNA, 1109 nt
Organism: Mus pahari (shrew mouse)
Lineage: Eukaryota; Metazoa; Chordata; Mammalia; Rodentia; Muridae
Product: keratin-associated protein 5-5
Exons: 1
Coding region: 62-691 (209 amino acids)
Source: RefSeq, a predicted model, not a curated record
UGCACAUUUCCUCUCCACCUGCUCCUCUGACCUACUCCAUCCUCAACCAAACUCCAGAACCAUGAGCUGCUGUGGCUGUUCAGGAGGCUGUGGCUCCAGCUGUGGGGGCUGUGGCUCCAGCUGUUGCAAGCCUGUGUGCUGCUGCAAGCCUGUGUGCUGUUGUGUGCCAGCCUGUUCCUGCUCCAGCUGUGGGGGCUGCAAGGGAGGCUGUGGCUCCUGUGGUGGCUGCAAGGGAGGUUGUGGCUCCUGUGGGGGCUGCAAGGGAGGCUGUGGCUCCUGUGGAGGCUGCAAGGGAGGCUGUGGCUCCUGUGGGGGCUGCAAGGGAGGCUGUGGCUCCUGUGGAGGCUGUGGCUCCUGUGGGGGCUGCAAAGGAAGUUGUUGCCAGUCCAGCUGCUGCAAGCCCUGCUGCUGCCAGUCCAGCUGCUGCAAGCCCUGCUGUUGCCAGUCCAGCUGCUGUAAACCCUGUUGCUCUUCAGGCUGUGGGUCUUCCUGCUGCCAGUCCAGCUGCUGCAAGCCCUGCUGCUGUCAGUCCAGCUGCUGCAAGCCCUGCUGCUGUCAGUCCAGCUGCUGCAAGCCCUGCUGCUGUCAGUCCAGCUGCUGUAAGCCCUGCUGCUGUCAGUCCAGCUGCUGUAAGCCCUGCUGCUGUCAGUCCAGCUGUUGUGCCCCUGUGUGUUGUCAGUGCAAGAUCUGAUGAACUUGCCACAGGCUUCACGUGGUUUCCCUCAACCACAACUACAGAGGCUUCUCAUUUCAUUGUUCCCUGGCCACUUCCUGAUCCUGUGGUCCUCUGGCAUUUUUCUCUGCAGCACCACAACCCACAUAUCUGUUUCAUUCUCCUGGAGGAAGUAUACAUUCCAACCUUCGGGCAUACCCCUACUCUAUGCUAGUCUCUACUUCUGCUCUGGUCUGCCUCUUCAACUCUUCUAAUGGACAAAACCACAUUCUGUCAGGGUGGGGGAACCACCCCCUGCCCUCACCCAGACUUACUUUUCCUGCUUCUCUGACUGUGAGCUCUGCCCAGCAAGGCUUCCUUCCUGGGACAGUGGGAGAGGUUCCUAUCUUUGCUUGUUAAAAUUGUAUUAAACCCCAAUUUAAUAAAAGGUUCUUUG